Penicillium angulare is the source of this 1083-nucleotide messenger RNA. RefSeq names its product putative glycosyl hydrolase. Lineage: Eukaryota; Fungi; Ascomycota; Eurotiomycetes; Eurotiales; Aspergillaceae. Gene Ontology annotation, molecular function: hydrolase activity, hydrolyzing O-glycosyl compounds. Gene Ontology annotation, biological process: peptidoglycan turnover; carbohydrate metabolic process. The transcript has a single exon. The record is from RefSeq and is a predicted model, not a curated record. The coding region runs from base 1 to 1083 and encodes 360 amino acids.
AUGAGGUUUAGUCAAUACUCUUGGACUUUUGUGUCUUGUCUCCUUGCUCUUAUCCAUCCUGGAAAUGGAGCCGCAAUUAAGGACAUUUCAGCCGAGGUUGGUCAUCAUAUAAUAUACUCUUACCCAGGGAUACAGCCGCCAGCUCAGCUUACUACACUCAUUGAGCAAGGCAAAGUCGGCGGAAUUAUAAUAUUUGGCGAAAAUGUCGCGGAUAAUCUAAGCGCCAUCAUCGACGCAUUUCAGGAUACUUAUAAGCAAAGCGUUCUUUACCCAGGGUCCCCUCUCUUGAUUUUGACAGAUCAAGAAGGUGGUGAGGUUCGACGCCUCUCCGGUGGUCCCAUCUCAAGUGCCAAACAAAUCGGACAAUCCACAGACCCUUCCAAUGCCGCCAAGAAGAGCGGUAGUGAUGCAGCAGCUGCACUCGGUGCCGACCAUUUAAACGGCAACCUCGCCCCCGUUCUUGACAUAUACCGACAAGCAGGAAAUUUCAUCGAUGAAUCCGGUCGCUCAUAUGGAAACACAUCGUCAAUAGUAUCUACAUGUGCCUCGGCCUUUAUAGAAACACAGCAAGGAGCAGGCUUUAUCGCGACUGCGAAACAUUUUCCUGGUCUAGGAGCCGCUGCAGCAGGCCAGAACACCGAUGAAGAGCCCGUGACGAUCAAUCUCAGCGUUGAUGAACUUCGGUAUGUGGACGAAGCACCUUAUUCCAAGGCUAUUUCUGCCGGAAUCGAUAUGGUUAUGACUUCAUGGGCUCUGUAUCCUGCAUUGGAUUCGAAGUACCCGUCCGGAUUGAGCAGGACCUGGGUUCAAGAUGAGUUGAGAGAGAGACUCGGGUUUAAGGGUGUAACGAUCACCGAUGCGAUUGAGGCCGGUGCACUGCAGGCGUUUGGAGAUGAUCCUUCACGAGCAAUUUUAGCUGGCCAGGCAGGAAUGGACAUCAUUCUUGCAUCGGGUCGAAAUGUCACGCAGGGAGAAGCUAUUUACGAUUCGCUUCUGGCUGCUUUGAAUGAUGGGUCAUUGUCUAGUGGGGAAUUUUCGCAGGGGACCGAUCGUAUUCUUUCACUCCGAAGAAAGUUAUCUUAG